Messenger RNA from Peromyscus eremicus (cactus mouse), 4036 nucleotides. It is a transcript of the gene Gdf11, whose product is annotated as growth differentiation factor 11. Gene Ontology annotation, molecular function: growth factor activity; cytokine activity. Gene Ontology annotation, biological process: SMAD protein signal transduction. The transcript is spliced from 3 exons. The record is from RefSeq and is a predicted model, not a curated record. Gene Ontology annotation, cellular component: extracellular region. Lineage: Eukaryota; Metazoa; Chordata; Mammalia; Rodentia; Cricetidae. Bases 1 to 1233 code for a protein of 410 amino acids.
AUGGUGCUCGCGGCCCCGCUGCUGCUGGGCUUCCUGCUCCUCGCCCUGGAGCUGCGGCCCCGGGGGGAGGCGGCCGAGGGCCCCGCGGCGGCGGCGGCGGCGGCGGCGGCAGCGGCGGCGGCGGCGGCGGCCGGGGUCGGGGGGGAGCGCUCGAGCGGGCCGGCCGCGUCCGCGGCGCCGGAGCCGGACGGCUGCCCCGUCUGCUUGUGGCGGCAGCACAGCCGCGAGCUGCGCCUGGAGAGCAUCAAGUCGCAGAUCCUGAGCAAACUGCGGCUCAAGGAGGCGCCCAACAUCAGCCGGGAGGUGGUGAAGCAGCUACUGCCUAAGGCGCCGCCGCUGCAGCAGAUCCUGGAUCUGCACGACUUCCAAGGCGACGCGCUGCAGCCCGAGGACUUCUUGGAAGAGGACGAGUACCACGCUACCACGGAGACGGUCAUAAGCAUGGCCCAGGAGACGGACCCUGCAGUGCAGACAGAUGGCAGCCCUCUCUGUUGCCAUUUCCACUUCAGCCCCAAGGUGAUGUUCACAAAGGUCCUCAAGGCCCAGCUGUGGGUGUACCUUCGGCCUGUGCCCCGCCCAGCCACAGUCUACCUGCAGAUCUUGCGACUGAAACCCCUAACUGGGGAAGGGACCGCAGGGGGAGGGGGUGGAGGCCGGCGGCACAUCCGUAUCCGUUCACUAAAGAUUGAGCUACACUCGCGUUCCGGCCACUGGCAGAGCAUCGACUUCAAGCAAGUGCUACACAGCUGGUUUCGCCAGCCACAGAGCAACUGGGGCAUCGAGAUCAACGCCUUUGACCCCAGUGGCACAGACCUGGCUGUCACUUCCCUUGGGCCAGGAGCUGAGGGGCUGCAUCCUUUCAUGGAGCUUCGAGUCCUAGAGAACACAAAAAGGUCCCGGCGGAACCUAGGCCUGGACUGCGAUGAACACUCCAGUGAGUCCCGCUGCUGCCGAUACCCUCUCACGGUGGACUUUGAGGCUUUUGGCUGGGACUGGAUCAUCGCACCUAAGCGCUACAAGGCCAACUACUGCUCCGGCCAGUGCGAGUACAUGUUCAUGCAAAAGUAUCCACACACCCACUUGGUGCAACAGGCCAACCCAAGAGGCUCUGCGGGGCCCUGCUGCACCCCUACCAAGAUGUCCCCAAUCAACAUGCUCUACUUCAAUGACAAGCAGCAGAUUAUCUACGGCAAGAUCCCUGGCAUGGUGGUGGAUCGCUGUGGCUGCUCCUAAGGUGUGGGCUACAGUGGAUGCCUCCCUCAUAAACCCUACCCCAAGAACCCCGGCCCUGGUCCCCAUUCCCCCAAGCCCUAGAGCGCCCUCCACCUCUUCCCGUGAACAUCACACCUUGUUCCCUGACCAAGCAGUGUGCAAUACAACAGAGGGAGGCAGGUGGGGAUGGAGGGUGAGGGGCUGGGAGGAAGGAAGGGCAGUCAGGGUGGAAUGUAUCUGAGAUUUGCAGGUGAGAAGGUUUGGCAAGAAGACAGAGAUGUAGAGACAGAGAGAGAAGACGGAAGGAUGGAGACAGGAACAAAUAGAGCAGCACUGAGAAGGCAAAGGAGUAGAGGCUAAAGACUAAGAGACUAGACAGAGACAGAGCAGAAAGACGGAAUGGGAGUACAAUGAAAGCCCUGCCCCAAGCCUCCUUUUCCUACCAGCAAGGCGAGAGGCUUGGUAUAGUUUGGGGAGUUCCCCUGACAACUCAGUAGGAGUAAAUCAAAAGUCCAUUCUUAGCUUCUUCCUUCUCUCCUUCCAGCAGUCGUCAGAAGUGGAGUGAGGAUGGGGCACAGGAAGAACCUGGGAAUUUUUUAUUUAUUUAUUUAUUGUGACUUUUCAUUUUUUUGGUAUUUGGCUUUACUGGAACGGGAGGGACCCUGCCCACUGCGCCCCAUUGGUCCUUACUCCCCAAGCCCUGCUCUCCCCAAUACCAACCUACUUAAGCACUUGUAUUACGCCUCCAGGGUUGGGAAUGGGGGUAAAGGGCAGGAGGGCUGACACAUGGAAGCUUCUAACCCAUAAUCACCCUAACCAACCUUCUUGAGCCAAAUGGGUUGAGCUGAGUGGUCAUGGAAACAGAAAGUUCAGACUUAAGAGCCGGGGGGAAGGGAACCUCAACAUCCAGGAUCUAUGAGUUACUAAACUACCCCUCAGGCCUACCUUAUUCAUGGUAUUAUUUAGCCAGAGGGUACAGCCUGCUUAUCCCCAAAUUCCCCUCAGCCAAGAGACCAAAGAGCCUGUGGAAUGCCCCUGCUCUCAGCCUCUAUCUUCAGGUCAAUAAAAAGUAGAAAUCCCAGAGUCCCCCAGGUCUGGGAAGGGUUAAGGGUCAAGAAAAUAGUAAAGAGGCUGAAGGUUACAGGGCAUCUGAAUCCAAAUCACUGCUCUACGCUAGGGAAUACAGCCAGCAGACCAAGGUGGAAGGGAUUCUGAAGGGGGGACAUUUUAGUCCCCCUACCCCAAAGCUCAGGGUGGAAGAAGGGAGAACAAGGGAGCAGAGUGUCUAUAAUUUUAUCUUUUAUUUUUGGAAUAUAGCAGUACCUGAAAGCAGGGAGGGGACAGUACAGGCAUGUGACAAGGCCAGUUACAGCAGAGGAUGGGAGGAUGGAGAGUCCUUGGUUUGGAAGGCUUAGGAAGCAGGCAAGCAAUUAGUUGCCACUUCAAGUCACUAACUGGGCCCAUUCAUUCCUCCCACAAUCCUGAUCCACCCUCCUCUGGACUCACUGUGCCUCAGUUCCUUCCCCUUGAUGGAAUGAGAAACAGCAGCACCCGCCACAGCCAAGAGAUGAAUUCUGAGCACUUACCACGGGCACUUUAUGGACAUAAAAUACCUCUCGCUGUGGGACUAGAUAACCAGGGCACCACAAUGUGAGGCUUAAAGGAGUCACAGGCUUCAGAGCACAAGCACCCUCUGCCUCUCAGCUGGACAAUGCCUGAAGCCAAGGAGCUGAAAAUCUCCACACCCUAACCAUACCUCACCAGUGGCCUCUUGGCUCCAGACAAGUCUUAAGAGGAUGGGGGGCGAGGGGAGAUUACAGCAAAAUGAUCACGUGUAGAGCCGGCCAUUAUGGUAGAAAAAGUACUGAACUGAAGCCUGGCCAGGAAGGUCUGUGCUUCCUAAGAGCAUGUUUCUUUCACUUGGGCCAGACCAUAGAAAGGACAAAGGUAUGUGACUAUCCUUGGCACCUAACUCCUAUUCUCAUAGUGAGAAAAGGAGGUAAGAUGUCUCCUAUGAGGAAUGGACAAGGGUUAAGCUUUUCAACUCACUUCCCAUGUAGCAGCUGUUAGUCCUAAGCCUCUCCUCUCUGGCCCUGUUCUUCAUCCUCUUUUUCUACCCCAUCUUAAAGAACAAGACACAUUUGACCAUCAACACUAACCACACUUCCUUGGUGGAGGAGAGGAAUAGAAAAGCAGAGAGAAGAUGCUUUCCUCCAAGGUCAAAUGCCUCUUGAUCUUGGAAAAGGUAAGAAAGGGUCGGAUAAUUAGUUAUCAGGUAAACUUCUCUACAGUUUAGAGAGCUGGGGCAUUAAACUUCAAAUAUUGCCUCUUUAUUACCACCAAGUAAAUACCUUUCCAGGGGAAAGGGGUUCUCUUAUGAAUACAAACCUGAGUUAAGCCUCAGUUUCCUGGUCUUUUCUAUCCCCUAAGAGGCUUGAGGACAUGGCCUAGCAGUUGAGUGGGACCUGGCACUUCUCACACCUUACCUGCGUGGACUGGCCAGUCUCCUCUGGAAGUAUCGUUAUAAGUGUAAUUCUUUACUUGUGUAUCUGUUACAUCAUGUAUGUGUGUGAUCGCCUUUGUUUGUUAGAGUGUUUGAGGACAGGGGCUGACAGGGGCACUGGAAUGCCAGGAAAGGACUUCUCCACUGAAACCAAGGUUUCCAGGAAGGAACCAUUACAAAAAGGCCAUCAGGCAGUUUUCAAGUUAUGUGACAGAGGGCAAAGAUGGCCAUAGGGUGCUCUGAGUUUUGGGACGGUCACAUGACACAAUCCAGCACUUGAACCUGAAAAAAGAAAAAUAAAAGCAGUCAAAGAGUUUAGAA